Molecule: messenger RNA, 3342 nt
Organism: Physcomitrium patens
Lineage: Eukaryota; Viridiplantae; Streptophyta; Bryopsida; Funariales; Funariaceae
Product: N-terminal acetyltransferase B complex auxiliary subunit NAA25
Biological process (GO): N-terminal peptidyl-methionine acetylation
Cellular component (GO): NatB complex; cytoplasm
Molecular function (GO): protein binding
Source: RefSeq, a predicted model, not a curated record
GAGAGCGUCUCUUGCACAUCACUGCACAGCCUGCCCCGCCGAAGGAUAGAAUUUGAGGCAGUUUAGGUGGUGUUGAUUUCCAAAGCUUUGGAGGCAGCGUGGUGCAGGAUUCUGUGUCCUCAUUUUGCAAUAAGAAGUCGCGGCUUCGAGCUGCCCGUCGCUCUUUUCACGGAGGAUGUUGGAUCCCGUUUCUAGAGUUUUUUUUUUGAGUUUUGCAUUUUCGCGUAUGUUUUAGUUUGCAUAAUUCGGCAGCAUUAGAUCCGGUUAGGAAGCCAUGCCCAUGAGGGGGGGAAUCCCUGAGAGGAAACUGAAGCCGCUAUGGGACGCCAUCGACCAUCGGCAGUACAAAUCGGCAAUGAAGCUUGUUACGGGCCUCUUGGCGAAGCAUACCGACUCUGCUUAUCUCUUUGCAUUGAAGGCAUUGAUACUGGAGAAGUUGGGGAAAUUAGAUGAAGCAUUGGAGCUUGCUCUUCGCGCCAAGGCUGCGAACCCCUUGGAUGAUUUGACUUUGAAUACACUCCAGACUGUGUUCCAACGCUUGAAUAUGUUGGACGCUGCCACAGCCCUUUUUGAGUAUGCGUGUUUGAAACUUCCAAAAAACAUGGAUUAUCAAGCUGCUCUAUUUAAUUGUUACGCUCGUCAGUAUCUGUAUGUUAAACAACAACAGGUAGCGUUCAAAUUAUACAAAGUAGCUGGAGAGGAAAGGUUUCUGCUCUGGGCCGUUUGCAGUAUCCUGUUACAGGUCGACAAUGAGAACAGCAAACUCCUCCCGUUGGCAGAGGCAAUGAUAAAAAAACAUCAUCAGUCUCAUGGUCUGCGUGAGCGUGAAGGAGUUGUAGUGUACAUGGAUAUCUUGAAGCGUCAGAGGAAGUAUGGCGAUGCAUUGACGUUGCUGCAGGGAUUGUCAGGUGACCUGCUCACUAUUGGCAUUGAUCGAUUGCGGUUGCAGGGAGAGCUCCUUGUUCACUUGAAUCAGCACAAGGAGGCAGCAGAUGUUUUUCAAGAAAUCAUGAGGAAUAGUUCAGAUGAUUGGGCUGCUUUUCAAAUGUUUUUGGAAGCAACAUUGAAUCCUAUUCACCAGGUCUCCAAUGAGCUGGAGGCUCUUUCUUUGACAUCUAGCAGGAAAGAAGAGACAGAGGCUUUAUUGCAGAGAGUUCAUACGUUUGUACUUGAACUGCAAGCUCUGAAAGUGCCUGAAGUACGCCGGGCACCUUAUCUUGCUGAACUGGGAAUUGAGAAAAGACGGUUGAUGUUGACAUCAUCUGCAGAUUCAGCUGAUGCGCCCUCUGCACGUCUGGCACAAUCAAUCCUGACAUAUUUUCAAAGAUUUGGAUGUAUGACCAGCUUCACAUCAGAUGUCAUGGAAUUUAUACUGCAUAUUGACAAGGAGCAACAAUCGUGGCUCAUCAAGGAAAUGCAUCGAUACUGUCAGGAUCUGCCACCAGAUACAAAACCUGUGAAUGCGUUACGGUUUCGCUUGGCUGCUUUCCAGAUGGAAAGUAGAUUGGGCUGGCAGCACGCACAUGCUUCCAAGACUGGCUUACUAGAUACCGCUGAAGAGAUUGUUCAGCUGUUCCUUGAGAGUGUGAAGCUUUCUGCAGAAGUAGAUUCUCAAGAAGCGAUGCUUGGAGGGGAGUUUUUGACCUUAGUUAGUGACCUUUUAGUUGAGAUGUAUCUUCAAACGAAGCAUAUUGGCUUCAUAUUGGAGGCUAUUUUUGUUCUUGAGUUGGGGCUAGGACUUCAAAGAUAUCAUCCACUGCACAGGUUUUUGCUCGUGAAUCUUUAUUCAUUCUUAGCAGCAACUAAACCCGCUUGGACCUGGUUCAAGGCUGCAGACGUGAAGUAUAUCCUCCUGGAUUCUAUGUCACAUCAUAUCCUUCCAAGUCUUGUGAGAUCUCUAGAUUGGGCUGCUUUGGAUUCUAUGACUCGUGAUAUCAUCAAAUUUCACGACGACUACAGGCGGGAAGCUGCAGAUCUUGCAAUUCUUGCGUAUCACCAUAACACCUACAGCAAAGUGCUGGAGUUCCUAACUUUCAAAGAGAAGCUAGAAAAGUCACAUCAGCUCUUGGUUGCACGUAUUGAGUCUAUCAUUCUGUCUUUGAAACGAAAGGCUCAUAAUUUGGAGGAAAUGGAGGUUGUCUUGCAAAGUCUGGAUGGAGGUCGUUCACAGCUGGAUUGGGCUACAGAUAGCCGUUUGAAUGCACUUACGUUUAAUGAGGACUUGGAAACGCGACCAUGGUGGUCACCUGCCCCUGAUGAAUCUCUUCUCAUAGAGUCAUCCGAGUCUUCUGAGCAAACCGGCCCUCGGCAUCUGGGUGGAAUUCAGGAACUUCAGAAGAAACUGAAGUUCUGUUCGAUGAGGCGCUUAAAACUCAGGUGUGUGCUGCCGCGGCUUUUGCAUCUGGCGUUGACUAGCAACUCUGGCAAUAAAGAGGCUGACCUUGCUGCCGCUGCUGAGCUGAAGGCGCACGUUCUGCAGUGCUCACGCUCACUGGGAGUCUGUGCUGAGGAUUUAGGUCUUUGGUUGUCGAAACAAGCCUCUGCAUCUGAUAAUCAGGUAGCAAUAUGGGAAUCUCUUACGCUAGCGAUUUUUUGGACCGCGGCUUUGUUCCCUGUUAAACGAUACGAUUCUACAUGUCAGGAGAGUCUGCUCUCUGAUUCUUUAGCGAUCAUAAGUGAACUCAUGGCCGCGACUUUGCAUGAUUCCAUAUCUACUUCAACGACUAGUUCAGAGGUAAUUUUGUCAGGUGUGAUAUUGGAGAAGGUAGUGACGCUGGUCACUGAGAAUAUGACCUGGUUUGGGUUGUGCCUACAAUCAUGGGUAGCAGGGUUGCAACCUGGAAGCAAGAGGAAGAAGCAUGUUCAGUCUGCGUCUUUGUCAGAGAACAUUGUAGGUACUCUUCAAAAGGCCACUCAAACUUUCUGCUCCCAUUUAGAGGAGUGCGAUUCUUGGGCGACAGACCUCCUGGGAAAAGGUAUAGGCGAGAAUAAGAAGUUGUUAGCAGACGAUGUCAUUGCUUCUUGUUCUACUCCGGGUCAUAUUAUGAGGACUUUGGAAACUGGUCUGGGAAACGGAAAUCGCGUGCCAAAGUCUUGGGAUACAAUCUUGAAGGAGGUCAUUGACUGCCAGCGAGCCACAGUGGUAGGCAUUAGGGAUACUUGCAACUCCAGGUUGCAAGCAAUGAAGUCAAUAAAAUUCUGAGAAACGACUUUAACCUAGGUUUCAAGUAUCUCUAGGCCUAAUUCCAGACUUGUUAUUUUCCUAAGUUCGAACUAUUCUCACUGAUCUCUUCACUAUCAUGAUAAGUGCUUUUUCUCUGCGUCUGCAAGGAGUUGCACUCA